Messenger RNA from Didymodactylos carnosus, 1993 nucleotides. The record is from the annotation of a GenBank genome assembly. NCBI's taxonomy places the organism in Eukaryota, Metazoa, Rotifera, Eurotatoria, Philodinida, Philodinidae.
GUAGGAUCUCGCUCCUUACGCGUAGAUUCGGUUGUUCCAUUUUCAACACCUUUUUUUUUUUCAACGACCAUUCUCGUGAAUUUCCAUCAUGAUUUUACCAUUGGUUAAUUAACAAUAUCAUUCACAACCUCCACGUGGAGAAUAAUUUUGGAAGGAUCUCGCCAUUUUUUUCCGGACAUCUGGCUAGAUUGAGAGGUUUCAGCCCCUUCUAAGGCGUGAAACUGGCCAUUUCUUCCUAGGCUUAGAUUUACUAAUGUACAAUUUACAACCACAUUCUUGCUCCACAAUCUUUUCAUAAUCGUUCAUCUAAUCCACCGUCUCAUUUGAAUCUUACUUCGAAACAAGUAAAAAAUUGGCGUCGAGCAACCAAGAAAUCAAUGUUCAAUGAAGAAUUACGUAAAAAAUACCCACCACUCCAAGUUAAACUGUCAGAUUUUCAAAUUAUUUUUGUUGAUCGAACAACAUGUCCAGAUGAAUUGCAGUUUUUACAAGAAGCAACUGUCAACGCAUCAUGUUUUUCAAUCGAUCAAGAAUCUACGCUACAAUUCAAUCCUGUGACAUAUCAAAAUGAUACCAUCCCAUCAUUAAUACAAGUCCAAAUACUAGAUCAAGGACGAACCUUAGCACCUUAGCAGUUGCAUUAUUUGAAUGUUGUUACCUUCCGUCGCCUAAUUCGUCACAAUUCCCAACAAUUAUACAAAUUUGGGACAAUAUUCUCAAUGAUUCAAAAAUUAUUAGAGGUUGGGACGAUCCAUUCGAAGAAUUGUCAUCAAAACAAAGAGAAGAGAACCCGAAUAUGGAUGGCGAUAAUCAAAAUGAUGAAAUCAUUAUACAUGCACCAUCGUUAGAAUUAGAAGAAAAAAUUGGUAUCAUUAUUAUGAAUUAUAGGCCCAUCAAGGGGAUUGCCUACGGAUCAAAUGAGCAUACAGAGUCUGCUAUUACACAACAAAAUGUUGGCUUACUAACUUCACCAAUUGAUCAAACAGAGCAGAUGUGUGAUAAAGAAAUCCAAACUGAUCAAACACCAAUUCUAUCCACGGUGUACGAUUCUGUAAUUCAUUCCUUGUUUCCUAAAUAUUCUUCAACCAUUUGUCUUCCACUUCCAUCUUAUCGUGAUUGUGUAGAUGAGGCAAUACCAUGUACAGAUUCGCCUAUACCUGAAAUAUCUUCGCCAAAGGGUUUAUCAUCCAUACUCUUACCACCACUAACAUCAAAUCGUUUGUCUCCACCUCCUUCAUCAAGAAGAUUAAAUCGUCUAUCAGAUAUUGAUAGUAUCAAAAAUACAUCGAUGCAAACUGAACAAGAAACAGAUACCUCGUGGUGGAUUGAAUCUUCAACAAAUGCCAGAAUUAAAUUUAAAGAAUUAAGAAAACAAAUUCAACUUCUUUCCAAAAAUCGUCAACAAACCGAAGCAAAUCUUCUGCGUGUUUUGGAAGAAUUAACAUUGAUAUGGAAAGUAUUGUAUUGUGAAGAUGAGACAGACGAUGAUGAGAAAGAAAAUUUUUGGCCAUUACCAGCAGCAGGUGAAUGUCUGAAAACACCUAUAAACGGUCGUUUAUUAUCAAAUCAACCUAUGCUUGACGAAAAUGUUGAUGAGUCAGGUCUUAUAACAAGAAUAAAUUCAUUAUGUCAAUUGAUUAUGGAAAGAUUACAAGUUGAGAACAAGUGGCAUAUGGAUUAUGAAAAGGAUAUUUGUGACAAUAAUAAAUUAUGUAACAAUGAUGAUAAUCAAAUAAAGUUAAUACCACUUGAUAUUGAUCAUUACAAUGAUGAAUUAACAAUGUUAAACAAUCAGUUAGAUAAAGAACGAAAAAAGACAUUCAAAUAUGAUAUUCUUCAACAAUUAAAUAACGAAAAAGAGAAAGAAUUGAAGAAAGUAACGGAGGAAUAUGCCAUGUUGUAUUAUGAAUAUGAAGCGGAACAUCCCCGAAAUAUUGAUUUAUUAGAAGCUAAAGAUCGUUUAUGUGAUCAUAUUAAAAUGUCAGACGAAUGA